AUGUUUGGUGAUCAGACAGAAAAGAAGACGGGUGGACCACAAAGUCGGAAAAAGAAAGAAUCAGAAGAAGAGAAAAUAAAUAACCGCGAUGAAGUCGAUUUUGUUGAUGAAAAGAUUCAUCUCAAAAUGUCUUCUUGCCUUUCUUCUGGUUCCCUUGAUUCGGCACCUUCUUCUGCAACUUCGUCUGCUCCAUCUUCCACGUCAUCAAUACGUGCACGUCGUAACUGGUCGGUUUUUUCGGAACGUCUUCGCGAGACACUUAGUAAAUCUCGGAAGUCGUCCACUGCAGAUUCACUGAUAUUGUUUGAUGUGAAGUGUGUUGAGAUUUCAAGCGAGGAUAGUGAUUGCAUGUGGAUUUAUCAACGGGAUAUUUCAUCUUUCGAUUCUGAUUUCGACGAUUUCGAUGAUUCUCACCUUCGAAUAUUCAAAUUUUUCCCACCGAAUAAGCCAACUUCUUUGCAUUCUCUUGCUUCUGGUUUUGACAACACUGGAAAUGUUAGAAUUUGGCCAGGGAGCGAAGCUUUGGCAUGGCUGAUUCUGAAAGAUUCCUCGAGUAUUUUGGCACGUGGAAACCGGAUUCUAGAGCUUGGAGCAGGCUUUCUAGGCCUCUCAAGUUUCCUAAUCGCUAAAAAGUUUCCUGAAACAACAGUUUGGAUAACUGAUGGAAAUCUAGAGUCGAUAAAUUCCUUGAAACAAAUUCGAAAUGCAAAUCCUGAUUUCCUUAAUCGAGUUCAUGUCCAACAACUGAUUUGGGGUCAAGAUCAGUUGAAAACAUCGCGAUUCAAUACAAUUCUAGCGGCUGACUGUGUCUUUUUUACGGAGCAUCACGAGUCUUUGAUGAAAUGCAUUCACUCGCACCUCGCACCAAAUGGAAAUGCAGUGAUAUCGAGUCCACGUCGGAAACAAAGCCUUCAAAAAUUUCUCGAUUAUGUUCAGAAUGCUUGGAGUGAUGAGUUCUCGGAAUUGAAAGGUGCUCUUCAACUCGGUGUUCUCAAAACCGCUGAUUCGGUAUCUCUACGAGUCGGAGGUCGAAAUGGAUUAGAUUUGGAAAUCAAGGAAGAAGUCGUCAACCAAGUCGCUGCGUUUGUCUGGGAUACUGUAUCAGAAGACUGGGCUGAUGACUUGGCGAGAUUCACGGUGCAUGCAGGAAGGCAGAAAAUUAAUAUGGAUGAUAUUUCUUUGUUGACAAGAAGAAAUCCAGAGUUGUUUCAAGCGGCAUGCAAACUGGCGGGUGUCGACCAUCACCAAGACGCCGCUGGACAAAAAACUGGAAAAGGAAGAAAGAGAAAGAAAGAAGAAGUCGUUUCUAUUCAACAUUCAAAACUGUCGGAGGACGACAUAACAGUACUCGAUGACAAUAAUGCACUACAUACUCCAAAAUCAUAUCUCAAAAAACCGAAACUCCAAGAGGAAAUAUCGAAAGGGAGACUAACAUCAACACCUAAAGUCGCAGAGAGAACUCUCAAAUUUCCUGAUGACAUAACACCGAUUCGCCCGACAGAUAAUGAAGUUUUCAGUUCAAAUCUAGUGAAUUUGAGUGUAAUUGAAGAAGAAAAGACAUCCUUAGAGGAUAAGCAAAACGAAGAAGAGGAGCAAGACUCAUUUGAUGUUUUCGGAUCAAUAAAAGGAAACGAUUCAUCCAAAACGAUUACUAAUAUGUCAUCUCUCUUAAAAAGAGCCGAAGAAUAUUCUUCUGUCGUCGAAUCAACGAAUGAUCGUCUUGAGAAUGAGCGAUUGGAAAGGAUGAUUCCAGCUGAUGUAGAAGAAAUAGAUAAUGUUAGUAUCGAUUCGUUUGAUAACUAUAAUGUACACGAAGAGCCUCCAGUUGACAAAAGUGCCGGAACACCGAAAAAUGCGGUAUUCAAUAAUAAAAUGUCUUCAUUCGCUUUCGACGAUGAAGACUCUUUCGAUGAGCCGGUGGUUAUACACGUUUCAAAGACAACACCGAAAAAUGCAAGUACUUCCGCGGAGAAAAAGUAUAACAACGAAGUUUUAAUCACUAAGAAUGCUUCGAAUUUCAGAGGAAAAGGUAUCGAAACUACUCCGAAAACCUCUACAGCGACUAAGAAGAACAAAAAAUUACAACGGGAUCACGACAGUUUUGACGAAUUUGAUUUCGACAUUUAA
This is a messenger RNA of Caenorhabditis remanei, 2127 nucleotides long. RefSeq lists its product as uncharacterized. Lineage: Eukaryota; Metazoa; Nematoda; Chromadorea; Rhabditida; Rhabditidae. Bases 1 to 2127 code for a protein of 708 amino acids. The transcript has 8 exons. Gene Ontology annotation, cellular component: cytoplasm; FANCM-MHF complex. The record is from RefSeq and is a predicted model, not a curated record. Gene Ontology annotation, molecular function: calmodulin-lysine N-methyltransferase activity; protein heterodimerization activity.